Messenger RNA from Abrus precatorius (Indian licorice), 2729 nucleotides. RefSeq names its product lysM domain receptor-like kinase 3. The coding region runs from base 489 to 2486 and encodes 665 amino acids. Gene Ontology annotation, biological process: innate immune response; protein phosphorylation. Lineage: Eukaryota; Viridiplantae; Streptophyta; Magnoliopsida; Fabales; Fabaceae. The transcript is spliced from 11 exons. Gene Ontology annotation, molecular function: transmembrane receptor protein kinase activity; ATP binding. The record is from RefSeq and is a predicted model, not a curated record.
UACUAGAUUGUUACUUACACAUACAAAUGCUGUCUUUACACUCCCUUCAUUCCUUUCUUCUUCGUCCCUUCAACUUCAAACCCCCUUAGGCCUUUGUUGGUAGUACCACACCACCUUUUUUCUUCUUCUAUUCCAGGACUCUCAUUUUACCAUUCUUUUGUUUUCUUAUUUUUGUUAUCUUUCGGUUUCAUCAAAUUGUUAAAGAAGAAAGAACAAAAACAUGUUCUUUUGAGCUGGAGCAUUAAAAUCCCAUGACUUCGCUUUCUAGUUCCUGCUUAAUCUGGAUGCUCCCUUUGGUUUUUCUUAGCUGAAUUUGUGGGUUGCGCCAUUUUCCUUCAAACUUAGAUCAAGUUGAUUCCUUUAUCUUGCUUCUUCUUACUUUCCCUGGAUCAAGCUCGUUUAUUUACGUUCUCUGAGUUCAAAGCUGUUUCGGUUCCAAUAAUUUCAGCGACCCUUUUAAUCAAAAUUCUUUGAAGUGUUUCCAAGCAAUGAUUUUUGUACGAAAAUUCAAUUGGGAGUUGCUUCUCUUUGUGCUGAUUUCGUUUCACUUUCACUUCUCCACUUGUUAUCCCAUGGAACCCAUGAACUGUACGGACACAAGCCGUGUUUGCACUUCUUUCUUGGCCUUUAAGCCUGAAGAAAAUCAGACACUGGCGGUGAUUGAGAGCAUGUUUGAUGUGUUACCUGGUGACAUCACUGUUGAAGGCAAUGGGUGGGGUUACAUGUUCAUAAGGAAGAACUGUUCUUGUGCUGCUGGUAUCAAGAAAUAUGUGACCAACACUACUUUCACUGUGAAAUCCAAUGAAGGGUUGGUGUAUGAAAUGGUGAUGGAUGCCUAUGAUGGCCUUGCUUUUCUUCCCAACACUACUAGGAGGGCAAAGAAUGGUGCUGUUGUGUCACUGAGGUUGUUUUGUGGUUGCUCCAGUGGACUUUGGAACUAUCUGGUGAGUUAUGUGAUGAGAGAUGGGGACAGUGUUGAAUCCUUGGCAAGCAGGUUUGGGGUUAGUAUGGAUAGCAUUGAGACUGUGAAUGGCAUCGAUAAUCCUGAUAAUGUCACUGUUGGUUCACUUUAUUAUAUACCCAUGGAUUCGGUUCCUGGUGAUCCAUAUCCCCUGAAUAAUGCGGCUCCACCAGUUCCUGUUCCUGCCCCAUCCGAUAAUAACUUUUCAGCUGAUCAAGUCAAUCACAAGACUCAUGUUCCCUAUGGAUGGAUCGUUGGGGGUUUAGGAGUUGGUCUUUUAUUGAUAAUAUUAGCUGUAAUUCUCUGUGUUUGCCUGAGAUCAUCAAAGUGUUUUGCUGAAGCCAAAAGUCAUGAGAAAGAUGCCGAGGGCAAGAUCUCUCAUAAAUUUCAUAUUCUUCGGAACCCAAGUUUUUUUUGUGGUUCUGGAAGGUACAUAUGUGGCAAACCUGUUGACCAGAAGCAAAAAGAUGGUGAAUCUAGCAAUCACACAAUUACCAUUCCCAAAGCUUCAACUCUAGGGCCUGACGUAUUUGACAUGGAUAAGCCUGUAGUCUUUUCAUAUGAAGAGAUUUUUUCCUCAACUGAUGGUUUCUCAGAUUCAAAUCUACUUGGGCAUGGAACAUAUGGUUCUGUUUAUUAUAGCCUCCUUCGCGACCAGGAAGUUGCUAUUAAAAGAAUGACAGCUACUAAAACAAAAGAAUUUAUGUCAGAGAUGAAGGUUUUAUGCAAGGUUCAUCAUGCUAAUCUGGUAGAAUUGAUUGGCUAUGCAGCUAGUCAUGAAGAGCUUUUCCUGGUUUAUGAAUAUGCUCAGAAGGGUUCACUCAGAAGCCAUUUGCACGAUCCUCAAAAUAAGGGUCAUUCCCCACUUUCUUGGAUCAUGAGGGUCCAGAUUGCGCUUGAUGCUGCUAGGGGCCUUGAAUACAUACAUGAACACACAAAAACUCAUUAUGUCCACCGUGAUAUCAAGACAAGCAACAUUUUACUUGAUGCUUCUGUUAGAGCAAAGAUUUCAGAUUUUGGGUUAGCAAAACUUGUUGGGAAAGCAAAUGAAGGAGAAAUUUCAACUACUAAAGUUGUUGGUACAUAUGGAUAUCUUGCACCAGAAUAUUUGAGUGAUGGUCUUGCAACUACUAAAAGUGAUGUAUAUGCAUUUGGUGUUGUCCUUUUUGAGAUUAUAUCAGGAAAGGAGGCUAUUAUUCGAUCAGAAGGCACAAUGACAAAAAAUGCUGAAAGACGUUCACUGGCAUCCAUAAUGUUGGCGGUUCUUAGGAACUCACCUGAUUCAAUGAGCAUGUCAAGCCUGAGAGAUUAUAUUGAUCCAAAUAUGAUGGAUCUGUAUCCCCAUGAUUGUGUAUUUAAGAUGGCCAUGCUGGCAAAGCAAUGUGUGGAUGAUGAUCCCAUCUUAAGACCUGAUAUGAGACAAGUUGUGAUUUCACUCUCACAAAUUCUCUUGUCUUCUGUUGAGUGGGAAGCAACACUUGCAGGGAAUAGCCAAGUAUUCAGUGGCCUUGUCCAGGGAAGAUAAGUUACACAGCGACCAUAUCUCUCUUCAACAUCAUUCUUUUCUUGUGUAUCCUGCUUCAUUAUACCUUCUUGGUUGGUGGGUUGAUAAUGAUGAGUCCAUAGGAACUGAUGGACCUGGUGGUGGGUCAAUAUCUAUUUUUGGCCAUUUAUUUUAUUCAAUGUUUUAUGAGCUAAGCUAUUCCUUGAUUUUAUUUAGCUUCAUUCCAAUAUGUAGAAAUUUUUUGAUGUAAUUUAGAGUGUGUGA